UUUUUUAUUUAUUUAUUUUUUAUUUUUUUACGAGUAUUUAUUUUUUGAAGGAUAAUAGGGCUAUUGUAUUGAGCAAGGAUGUAACUAUUGUCAGGAUAAAAUGAUGAGAUACAAGCUUUUUUUAAAAAAAAAUUGCUAUCAAGUAUUUAAUAAAUUAACAAGUCUAAUUGCAUAUUUGCAAUGAAAAAAGACUUCUUAUAAUCUUGUUAAUUGUUGAAUUUUUAGUAGUAAUUUUAAUUGUAAUAAUGAAUCUAGAAGGGAAUUUUAAUUACAGGCCUUCAAAAUGUCGAGUUUCUGGGUUUUGGUCAUCACCUUGCAAGUGGCAGUUUUCAUGUAACAGUUGCCGAGAUGUUUUUGAUUCAAGAAGGGAAUUUUGUUCAAUUCAUACAGGGCUACAUAGCUUUCUUAACGCUAAUUCUUGCUGAUAUAGGAGAGUUCCUGAAGAAAGAUGGCAACUUUAGGUUCAGCUAAUCAUGCUUAAGCAUGGAGGAGGAAGAAAAGAUCCAUACUGGGGCUACGCAUUGUGCCAUGGAUGCAUUUGAGGAAGGCCUUAGGGAGAGCAUAUCAGAUACUGGUGGACUUGUUUUACAGUAGGAGGCGCUGUUGUUCUUGCUUUUGGACGAAUAAGACUAAUUCAAGUGCUUUGUCAUGUUGAAAUUUGUAGCUUUUGUUGUUGAUCUGCUUUUUUUUUUUUUUUUUUUUUUUUUUUUUUAUGCUUGUGGAUUUGGUUUUAAUUAAUUUAUAAAUCUUCGUUUUCCGAUAAAAAAAAAGACUGCAGCUAUGAGGCAAGAUGUCAAUUUUAAGGAAUCUGUUCAAGCCUUCAAGGGAUGUAUCUCGUGACACGUGACAUUUUUAUAUUUUAUUAAAAAAAAUAUCUUCAGCAGGUAACUGGUUUUCAAGGUUGAUAGAAGAAAACGAAGGUGAAAGUUGGGAUUAUUGCAAAAUAAUCGAUAGUUGAGAUUAUUCAAAGCAAAUUGGUCAAACUUGGGAUUAAUAAAGUAUAUUUUUCCUAAUUUAAAAGGAUAUUUUAAGGGAUUUUUUUUUUUAUUUUUUUUUUUUUUUGCAAAUUUUUUACAAUUGAGAUUAUUCAAAGUAAAUUGGUCAAUACUUUUGUUACUAAAUGAUGCAUCAUGUAUCCCAUAAUAAUUUGGUUUAUCUUUUCAAUCAAAUCUUUUUAAAUAUCUAUUAAAAUAUCUAACGUUUAGUUUAGGAAAUACAUCUUCUCUCAUUGGUUAAUGGUUAUCAUAACAAAAAAAUAAAAAAAAAAUAUUAUUUUUUAAUUUUUGGCGACCAUAUAAUGUCUUGAAGACCAAGUAUUAGUGUAUUACACAUCCUUGGGUAUCAAGGUUGUUUAAAUUAACCUUGGAGACCAAGGAUCUUGUAAGAAGUAAAUAUCCCUAAUACAACCGCAAUAACUAUCCUAAUCCUAAUCCUAAUCCUAAUCCUAAUUGGAAUUGUAAAAGGUAUGAUUGAUCUUUGUUUAUCUCCCUAUAUAAGCAAUUAAGCACCAACAAUUCGUAGUGUAGUUGUUAAAUUAAAGCAUACUGAGGAUGGAGAAGAAAGCGAAGACCGAUUGUUGCUACCUUCCGUUUGAACUAAUCACUGAGAUACUCUCAUGGCUACCCGCUAAGUCUCUGCUGCGAUCUGCAUGUGUCUCUUCAUCGUGGUAUAUGCUUACCAAAGAUCCAAAGUUCAUGAAGUUGCAUCGCAGUCGAUCCCUCAAAGCAAACCUGGAAACGCAUUUCCUCUUCGAGUGCUGGAAAUCCAAAGUCUACUCUUUUAGAGCUACAUCGCAGCAUCCCUAUUACCAUGCUUCGGAACUUGCUUAUCCGAAAGACAUCAUAAAGCCUCGCACCAUGGGAGGUGUUUUAGGCUCAUGCAAUGGCCUAGUUUGUUUUCAUUCAAUAACAUUACAACCCUUUUACAAAUCUGCUUACAACAAUAAUCUAGGCCUGUUUCUCUACAACCCUGCGACUCGAGCCACUAGAUUGAUACCACCACUCAAUUCCCCGAUGAAUAAUUUAUUGAACCAUGAAGUUGCAUUCGGUUAUGACAGUGUAUCCGAUGAUUAUAAGGUUUUAGCCAUUUGUAUGGAGAGGAAUGAUCGAAAUGUCGAAAAAGCUCUACUAUACAGUUUGAAAACGGAUGCCUGGGUGAACAUACCGAGCCCGCCAUGGCAGUUGAAUCAAUUUUGUAUGAGCCCCCGACCUGCUAUCUUGGCUGACAACUCCUUCCAUUGGAUGAAUCCUUUGUUGUUUACAGGAAUAAGGUGUUUCGAUCUUUUCACUCAAAGGUAUUACCAGAUACCCCAUCCGGUAAAGAGAGAGAUAAACUAUACCAACUGUGAAGAUGACUCAGAAUUGACCAUUUUAGAAGGACAGUUGUGUAUCGUAACAUAUACUUUGGAGAUAUGGGUAUUAAACAAGAAGAAGAAAUCUUGGACUCGAAUUUUUCAUCAUCUCUCGGGGCAAUUGAAACAUGUUGAUUUUCAUCAUGCUAAAAUAUAUAAUUUGGGUUUCCGAGAUGAACGACGCAGUAUCAUAUUAGCAAUAGCUGACCGUACAAGAGCUCUACAAAAGGUUUUCAUCUGCUGUGAUCUACAAUCCAAACAAGCUAGGGAGAUCGAAGCCACAAAUUUACCAGAUGGUACCGAAAGGAUCAUUUCCUUUCAUCCUUGGGUCGAUUCGCUUGUCCCGUUGUAUUAGUACAUAAUUUUAACGAUAGAGGA
Chenopodium quinoa (quinoa) is the source of this 2728-nucleotide messenger RNA. RefSeq names its product F-box/kelch-repeat protein At3g06240-like. The coding region runs from base 1551 to 2705 and encodes 384 amino acids. The transcript has a single exon. Gene Ontology annotation, molecular function: protein binding. The record is from RefSeq and is a predicted model, not a curated record. Lineage: Eukaryota; Viridiplantae; Streptophyta; Magnoliopsida; Caryophyllales; Amaranthaceae.